AUGGAUCUGAGAAGGCGUUUACUUUUGAUUUUGUUACUGUUUUCGGCUCAAUUUAUUUGCUUGGUGAAGGGGAAUGUUGUAUUUAAAGUUCAACACAAAUUCGGAGGUCGUGUGCUGGGGAGAUCGGCUCUUAGUGAAUUUCGGGCCCACGAUUCGCUCCGGCACGGCAGAAUGCUGGGGGCGGUUGAUUUGCAGUUAGGCGGCAACGGCCAGCCCACUGACGCCGCGCUCUAUUACACUAAACUUUCAAUUGGUAGUCCUUCCAAUGACUAUCACGUCCAGGUCGAUACAGGAAGUGACAUUCUAUGGGUGAAUUGCGCUGGCUGUGAUAAGUGUCCUACAAAAAGCGACCUGAAAAUAGCUUUGAAGCAGUAUGACUUGCAGACCUCCUCAACUGGAAAGGCAGUUACUUGCGAUCAAGACUUUUGCUCCGCUAUGUUUAAUGGUCCAUAUUCAGAUUGCAAGGUGGGAGCGUCCUGUGACUAUGCUGUUACUUAUGGAGAUGGGAGCAGAACAGAGGGAUACUUCGUUAGAGAUUACAUCAAACUUGAUGAAGUGACUGGAAACCUUCAAACCUCAUCCAUGAAUGGGUCCAUAGCAUUUGGGUGCUCAUCCAAACAAUCUGGAGAGUUAGGUUCAUCUUCUGAAGCUGUUGAUGGCAUUCUUGGUUUUGGACAAGCAAAUACGUCCGUGCUUUCGCAGCUUGCUUCGUCUGGGAAAGUGAAGAAAAUAUUUUCACAUUGCCUGGAUGGUGUCAAUGGAGGUGGCAUAUUUGCAAUUGGACAGUUGGUACAGCCAAAAGUAAAAUCAACACCGCUGGUCCCAAAUGAGGCACAUUAUAAUGUCAUUAUGAAGGCAGUUGAGGUGGGUGGUGAUUCUCUAGACCUCCCAACAGAUUUGUUUGGCACAGGUUCUCAGAGAGGGACAAUAAUCGAUAGUGGUACAACCUUGGCCUAUCUUCCAGAUGAGAUUUAUGAACCACUUCUGAAAAAGGUGAUGGCACGGCAACCCAAUCUAAAAACUCAAAUAGUUGAGCAGCAGUUCAAAUGCUUUGAUUACAGUGGGAAUGUCGAUAAUGGAUUUCCAGUUGUCACUUUUCAUUUUGAGGACUCACUUUCUUUGACGGUUUAUCCCCACGAAUAUCUAUUCAAAAUUAGUGAUGAUGAGUGGUGUAUCGGUUGGCAGAACAGUGGAAUGCAGACAAGGGAUGGAAAGGAAAUAACCCUGUUGGGAGAUCUUGUCUUAUCAAACAAGCUCAUUUUGUAUGACCUCGAAAAUCAGACCAUUGGAUGGACAGUAUAUAAUUGCUCUUCGAGCAUCAAAGUGAGAGAUGAAAAGUCGGGAAACAGUUAUACGGAAAGAAAUCUAUCGACCGAUCCGGUGGUUCUAUGGCUCAAUGGUGGACCUAGUUGUUCCAGUUUUGAUGCCUUUGUCUAUGAGCACGGGCCAUUCAAUUUUGAUGCAGCAAAGCAAGAAGGGGGAUUGCCCACUUUGCAUCUCAAUCCUUGUAGUUGGUCUAUGUGGUUCGAGCAAUUUCCGGAGUUUAUUGGCAAUGAGCUUUACAUUGCUGGGGUUUAUGUCCCUACUCUUGCUUCUACAAAGGGUUACAUGGUUGGAAAUGGGAUAUGUGAUCCAAGAUUUGAUUAUGGGGAUGCUCUUGUCCCAUUCGCACAUGGGAUGGGCCUAAUCUCAGAUCAUAUACGUGCAGGAGUACAAGGAAAUACGAGUAAUCGGUUGCCAAUGUCAUCUGAUAAACCACUCCCGGUUAGAAAAAGAAUGUAUGGUCGAGCUUUGCCUUUUCGAGCACCGGUCGAAGAUGGACUUAUUCCUUAG
Molecule: messenger RNA, 1833 nt
Organism: Fraxinus pennsylvanica
Lineage: Eukaryota; Viridiplantae; Streptophyta; Magnoliopsida; Lamiales; Oleaceae
Source: the annotation of a GenBank genome assembly